Messenger RNA from Penicillium brasilianum, 1839 nucleotides. NCBI's taxonomy places the organism in Eukaryota, Fungi, Ascomycota, Eurotiomycetes, Eurotiales, Aspergillaceae. The record is from the annotation of a GenBank genome assembly.
CAGCGGGCCUAUGACUGCACCCACACACCAGGACAUUAGACUUUCAGUUUUUGUUCGAAAGACUCCAUCCUGAUUAUUCUUCCCAUUGUCGUCUUUUCUUCGUACAAGUCUGUUCUAUUUUCUAUUCCUUCAUCUAUGAAGAUACAGAGAAAGAAACACGGUGACCUCGAACACUGCCAUCGUCAAACUCGAAAAUUCCCUCGAACCUAUCCGCUCUCGAUCAUGCCUUUGUCUCUGCUCGAUCAUUCUGUGAGAAUCUUUGUAUCGAGUGAGGCUUUAUUUGUUUUGGGAUCGUCGACGUCGUAUAUAUCGCGCUUGCCUUGUUCCUUGACUCCAUGCCUACGAGACUACGUCUACAAAUACGACGACUGCGGACGCGGAUGCGAAAUACAUACACCACAGAUCGAUACUACGAGACAUACGACUACAAGCCCUUUCCACCACGAGUACAAAAGUGUCAUCGCCUCCGUCGAACUGGGUGCUCCAGGCCAGGUCUGCAUAGGAGGCAUACCUUUUCACCAUCCUCGAAUACCAGCGACACGGAUCCCGAAGACUUGUACUGGAUUCAAUCCCCCAGAAACAGGGCGAGAACGUUCACUUCGCACAGCGGAAGACCUGACUUUGUAACCGUGGGCAUGGAUCGACCCCGGUCAUGGAACUUCUGGCGCUCUAUCCUCGGACUGGAGUACUUCGACGCCUUCCUACGAAGGAAAAGGGAAACACGAACACGCCACGAACAAGAAUGUCCAAUACCAAGACCAAGACCAAGACCAAGAGCCCCUCGGGAUCAAUACUCAUAUACUCGAAAACGACACUCAUAUACUAGAACCGCUGACCUACGGUACUGUGAUGAGCCGAUAUGGGGCGGUCCCAGCAUACAUCCGCCACGACGUGCGCCAUCACCUCCACGAUCACCUCGUCGACGCUCAAACUCUCUUCGCCGACGAGGCCCGCGGUCUAUAUCACCCGAGCCACAUGUCCGUCGUCAUUUGUAUGGCCGUCCCAGACGAGACGUACGCAGACCGCCACCGCCAGAGCCGGAGCCAACACGUUCUAUUCCAAGACCUCGACCUACACGACCCUCCAGCCCGAUCACAGAACGAGAACCACCCAGGCCGGGACGCUAUACAUCCCCACAUCCACCCGUCACGAUAAUCCAACCCUCACCCAGAGUAGUCUCUCCCCAAGGAACACGGGGAAAUACACCCUCUCACCCUACCACCCGCCGUCCACACGAUGCAGAGACCACAACGCAUAAUUCCUUCCGCGAACGCAUGAAUCGGAAACGCGUUCAUUCUCCGGGAUUGACAAGUCUGCCUCGAUCAAGGAAAGUCCGCUUUCGUGAGGGUCACGAGGAAAUCGCUGGCCCCGUUUACUUCAAUUCUGACUCUGACUCUAGCUCUGAUUCUGAUUCUGAUUCUGGGGGUCAUCCGGGUCCAUCCCAAGUGAAUACUCGGUCUAGGCCGAGGUCGAGGUCGGGGUAUGGGCAGGUGGUGGUCACUCAGGUUGUUGAGCGAAGACCUAGGGACAGUCGGGGUGGUGGUGAGACUGCGGAUUUGCGGCGUGGGUCAUUGCAAGAGCGGGUGGGGAGUGGAGGUGUGUGCUAUGUGGUUCGGGAGCCGAAGAAUCCAGAGAGGAGGCGGGAUUAUAGGCGUCAUAAUUGAUGAUUUGGUGACUAACAUUCGUUUUGUGUUUGUUUCCUUUGUUGAGAUCCGUCUUUUGAAGGGGUUUAUGGCUGCCCGGGUCAUUCGGCGUUUGGAUAGAUGGACUAGAAGGUUAGGCGUUGAUAUACAUUGUCUUGUUUGGGUAUUUGGACUUUCAUGAUCAUGAUGUCAAUUA